AUGGGUUUCGACUGGAAGUUCUGGAAAUCAAAGUUGCCGCUUGAUACCCCGCGCCUGAUCUAUCUACACCAACCAGAACUCAAUCAUACCCGAUUUGUCGACAAUAAAGUCUCGACAGCCAAGUAUAGUCUCUUGACAUUCUUACCAAAGUUCUUUGCUGUUGAGUUCAGCAAGUCUGCAAAUAUGUUUUUUCUUUUUAUCUCCGGAAUCCAACAAAUUCCAGAUAUAUCGCCCACAUCACGCUACACUACUCUUGUUCCACUCGUAAUUGUGCUACUUAUUACAGCUAUAAAAGAACUUAUUGAAGACUAUGGGGUUCAUCGUUCGGAUGAUCAACUUAAUGCAAGGGCGUGUAAAUUACUAGAAGGACAGCAAUUUGUAGAAAAGAAUUGGAAAGAUGUUAAAGUUGGUGACAUUUGUAGAAUAGAGAGUUCCGAGUUCUUCCCUGCAGAUUUGGUAUUGCUUAGUAGCUCAGAACCUGAAGGACUGUGUUAUAUCGAGACAAGUAAUUUGGACGGUGAAGUCAAUUUCAAGAUUAAACAAGCACUUCCUGAAACAGCAUGGUGUAUCUCUCCUGCAGAAGUUUCCCGACUCCAGGGCAUGGUUCAAUCAGAGCAACCCAAUGAUAGACUUUAUAACUAUGAUGGAACUCUAUAUCUAAGUCCCUUAACUGGGUUGGGGCAGCCAAAGCAGUACCCUCUUGAUCCUAGCAAGCUCUUGUUGCGUGGUGCACAGUUGCGUAACACUAGCUGGAUUUAUGGUCUAGUCAUUUUCACUGGCCACGAAACAAAACUAAUGCUGAACUCAAGCAAGAAACCAACAAAGGCCUCAAACGUAACUCACAUCACCAACCGAAAUAUCCUCUAUCUCUUUGUUUUAUUGGUACUCAUGAGUAUAUUCUGCUCAGUAGGGAAUUUAGCUAUUACGAUGCGAGAUGGAUUCCGACUGAGCUACUUAUUACAGGCCACAACUGAAAGAGCGCGCGAAUUUGGAUUCAAUAUAUUGACUUUCAUGAUUCUUUUCAACAGUUUUAUUCCCAUCAGUUUGAUGGUAACAAUGGAAAUAGUCAAAUUCGUACAAUCCACCAUGAUUGAUAAUGACCUCGAUAUCUAUCACGCGAAAACCAAUACACCAGCGGUGGCACGUAGCAGUAGUUUGAUAGAAGAGCUUGGUCAGAUUGAAUAUAUUUUUUCUGACAAGACUGGCACACUAACAUGCAAUGAAAUGGAAUUUCGCGAGUGCUCUAUUGCUGGCGUAUCAUACACCUCUCAUGCAGAUCCUGAUCGUCAGCCACAUACAGAGUACAAUAGUUCUGAGAAAUAUGCCUUUGAUCGAUUAGAAUAUCACAGAACACAUUCAGCUCAUGCCUCGAUCAUCGAUUCGUUUCUAACCUCCUUAAUGACGUGUCACACCGUCAUACCUGAGCGAAAAGACGGAUCAGACAAAGUAAUAUAUCAAGCAUCUUCACCCGAUGAAGGCGCAUUGGUACAAGGAGCCAGUACAGUAUUUGGAUAUACAUUUUAUGCUCGUAGACCACACACAAUCCACUGUGAAAUUAAAGGUGUCGACAAGAAAUUCGACAUAUUGAAUGUGUGCGAAUUCAACUCUACGCGAAAGCGCAUGUCUGUUAUUCUCAAAGAUCCUGACGGUAAAAUCAUCCUGUAUUGCAAAGGCGCUGAUUCUGUUAUAUUGGAACGGCUGGCACAAAAUACGCCUUUUGUGGAAUCAACUUUGGCUCAUCUAGAUACAUUUGCAUCAGAAGGUCUACGUACGUUAUGCUAUGCUAUGCGCGAAGUUCCCAUUGACGAGUACACCAAAUGGGCAGAUAUGUACGAUAAAGCGGCUACUACAUUGGUAGACCGUGCAGAUGCUCUUGAUAAAGUUGCUGAGCUUAUUGAACAAAACAUGCAGCUUCUGGGUGCAACUGCUAUAGAAGACAAGUUACAAGAUGGUGUACCAGAUACUAUCCACACUCUUCAAGAAGCUGGAAUCAAAAUAUGGGUGCUCACAGGGGAUCGUCAGGAGACAGCGAUAAACAUUGGCUACAGCUGUAAGCUAUUAAAUGAAGAUAUGGAUGUUGUGGUGUGUGCAGCUGAAGAUCACACAUCAACCAAAGAAUUCUUACAGAAAAAGCUUGAAGAGAUUACAGCUCAAAACGAUGGCCAGUCUUUUGCAUUUGUUAUCGAGGGAAAGGCAUUGACAUUUGCACUCGAAAAAGAUAAUGAACGAUUAUUUUACAAUCUGGCUAUUCGAUGCAAAGCUGUCAUAUGUUGCCGUGUAUCCCCACUUCAAAAAGCCCUAGUGGUUAAAGUUGUCAAGCGUUACUCUCAAUCCAUUCUAUUGGCAAUUGGAGAUGGUGCUAAUGAUGUCUCUAUGAUUCAGGCUGCGCAUGUUGGUGUUGGGAUAAGUGGCAUGGAAGGACUUCAGGCUGCUAGAAGUGCAGACUUUUCUAUAUCUCAAUUUAGGUUUCUCAAGAAACUCUUACUCGUGCACGGUGCGUGGGCGUAUCAAAGAUUAAGUAAAAUGAUCUUCUAUUACUUUUACAAGAAUGUGGCUUUGUACUUAACACAGUUUUGGUAUGCUAUCUUCAAUGGAUUCUCGGGCCAAACUUUGUAUGAGUCGUGGACAAUGUCAUGUUUUAAUGUAAUAUUCACCAUUCUGCCGCCCAUGGUGAUCGGCAUAUUUGAUCAAUUUGCUUCUGCACGAUUACUUGACAAGUAUCCACAAAUGUACCUUUUGGGACAACAGAAUGAAUUUUUCAACCAAAAAAGAUUUUGGGGUUGGAUCAUGAAUGCAGCAUAUCAUUCAGCAAUUCUGUUCUUUGUGGGAAUGAUUGCCUUUGAGGAUGAUGCUGUCUUUGAGAACGGUUGGACAGGCGGGCAAUGGUGGGUUGGGACUACCAUUUUCAGUGCGACUUUGGCUACUAUUUUAUGGAAAGCCGCCUUGAUUACAGAUAUCUGGACAAAAUAUACGUUCAUUGCAAUACCCGGAUCCAUGCUGAUAUGGUUUCUAUUUUUGCCACUUGUGUCUUAUGUUGGUCCUCAUUUACCUUGGGCAAUAUUUACUGAGUACCAAGGAAUUGUACCAUUGUUGUAUGGAAACUUGAAUUUUUGGUUAUUUUUUUUCCUUGUCCCGCUAGGAUGUAUUCUUCGUGAUUACAUAUGGAAGUACUACAAACGGAUGUAUAAACCAGAAAGCUACCAUUGUAUUCAAGAAAUUCAGAAACUCAACUUACCUGAUUAUCGACCGCGCAUGGACCGAUUCCGUCAGGCUGUAAACAAGGUUCGCCGUAUUCAACGCCUGAAGCAGCCUCGAGGUUAUGCUUUUUCACAAAAUGAUACCGAUCAGUCCAAAAUCAUUCGGAUGUACGACACCACGCAACAGAAACCUAUUGGGUAA
Messenger RNA from Phycomyces blakesleeanus NRRL 1555(-), 3399 nucleotides. RefSeq lists its product as hypothetical. Gene Ontology annotation, biological process: endocytic recycling; phospholipid translocation; intracellular protein transport. The transcript is spliced from 13 exons. NCBI's taxonomy places the organism in Eukaryota, Fungi, Mucoromycota, Mucoromycetes, Mucorales, Phycomycetaceae. The record is from RefSeq and is a predicted model, not a curated record. Gene Ontology annotation, cellular component: plasma membrane. The coding region runs from base 1 to 3399 and encodes 1132 amino acids. Gene Ontology annotation, molecular function: magnesium ion binding; ATPase-coupled intramembrane lipid carrier activity; ATP binding.